AUGGAUGUCGACACACGACCGUCCAUGGCCGUCGCCGCCGCCCCGCAGCGAGUGGUGGCGGUGGUCUCUGAACCAUGGGACAGCGUGCACCAGGCCGACUCCAGGGCCGAAUCAUCCUCCAGCUCGACCCAACGCAAACCACCUCCACGCAAACGCUCGGCCAACCGCGUCAAAGCCAAAGCCGCCAACCCGCACGUCAUCUCCUCCAUCCUCGACUCGCUCGCCCUCGACACGCUCACACCGCUGCCGGACGUCGAGCGCAACGAUCAAUUCUCCGACACCGCGAGUCGCCUGUCGCGCCCGGACUCCACCAAGAACUCGGUCGCCAGCAGCGCAUCCAUCCACCGCAAUACGUCGUCGCCGGGCUUUGGUGUGGAGUAUGGGAACAGUCUGGAGCUCGACGACGAGGAGGGCGUGAGUGGCGCUGCGCUGCCGCCGACGAUUCCCACAUCCAGACCGCCAUCAGGCCUAUCCAACCGGACGAUAGUGAAACGCCCGGCUGCCUUCACCAAGCCCGCCCCGACUGCAUAUUUCAAAGGCAACCCUAGCUCUUCGCGGCGGAGCUCCCUCUCGGCGACAAGCACGAGCAGCGCCAGGAACAAACUGAGUGCAGAGAGUUGGGUCAGGAAGAGUUCGGCCGGCGACGAUCGCUCGGAAAGCUCGAGGGGAAGGAGGAGUCUGCGUCGUGUGGGUUCGCAUGAGAUGCUAAGGUCUAGUCAAGCACUGCAAUCUCAGAGACGUGUUCGCGAGAAAGUCCCUACCUCGUUGGCCGAGCGGAUCAUCGCGAGAUCUCCACCACAGCCCCCAUCACCAAAGCCUUGGCUCUAUCUUACAGACGACGCCGUGGUCGACGAGGCUCCGACAGACGCAGUAGUUUUUGAAGACAUCUUGGCGGACGACAUCGUCGUCGAUAGGGACCCUCCAGCUGACUCGCCCAUCACAACUCCAUCUUUCGUAGUGCACAAGACCCUCGGCAGCAUUGCGCGCAAACCAUCUCCGGAGCAUCACCUGGGGACUGCGAGUACACCUCCGAUUAAGGCCCCAAGCCCGAUUUCCGAUUCGAUCCCCACCCGUACUUCUUCCUUACGACAGUUGAGUAAAAGUCCGGCAUCCGGCAAACGCAAAAGCAAGAAGUCAAAGAGGCAUACUGCGACUCCCGGUAAAUCUGAAACAAUGUCCUACAAGCGCUCGAAGUCUAUUCCAGACGCAAGCUGGGCCGACCUGGAUGAGGACGAUGAGACUGUAAAACGUAUAAAACAGUUGAGGCAGCAGCGAAAGUCGAGAAUGCAGGAGGUCACCACCUUUCCGUCACCCAUCGAGUCGCCCCACGAAGAGAGUGAGGCCCACCACACCCUGGUCCAUGAGCUGGCAAUUCCGCGACGCCACGAGUCAAAGCAGGCCACCCGGCACCUUCAAGCAGCCAAUGGAGCCGCGAUUGACCGUUUGGAACAACCCAAGAUGCGAAGCUCCAAACGUGAGGGCAAACAGCCCCGAGCUUACCAUGAAUCGCCUACGAAUGGUGCAAAAGCUGUUAGCGACCUUGCAGAGUCCAGUAGUCGAGUGCAGUACGCAUUGGAAGUGAAGCGACCACUCUCUUUGCAACAUCGACCGACCACGUCAAGAUCAGAAACUUCCGUUCAGCCGCCGUCUUUGGACUACUUCUACUCGCAAGCCGUGGAUACUCUCAAUGGUAUAGAGCAGCAUCCAAGCUUGAGCAGGGGAACUCCGAGCCGAACAUCGUCCGAACAUCAUGCGCAUGACUUGGCUGUCAAGGCGCCAGAUCAACAAGGACUGGGUCCUUCACCGCAGAGUAAAUCAUCAAAGAGAUCUAAAAGAACGCCAGAGCAUAGAUGGACAGUCCAUCCAGACUUACCGUCGGACUUUGAAAGAAGGAAGAGUCGGCGGAAGUCGAUGAGCGAUGCACGUCAUGGCCGUGGCGCACAAGAGGAGGGGCAGCUGGAGCGGAGAGACAGCAUUGAAGAUGCUGUUGUUGAUUAUUUGGACUCCCCAAGACUAAGUCGAACCGUCAAGCGUGCCACGUCCGGCCGCACCAUCGCCUUUUCCGAAGUAGGUGAUCCCGAAGGCGCAGCAGUAUUCGUCUGUGUUGGAAUGGGACUCACGCGAUAUGUCACGGCUUUCUUCGAUGAGCUGGCUGUAACACUGCGACUGCGGCUGAUCACCCUGGAUCGUCCUGGCGUUGGUGGCAGCGAGCCAUUCCCGUCGUCCGAUAAAAGCGGGCCUUUGAGCUGGCCUGAAGACGUACUGGCCGUGUGUCAGCACUUGGGGAUUGUCAAGUUCAGCAUACUGGCCCAUUCUGCAGGCGCUAUAUAUGCGCUCGCGACGGCGCUGAUUCUGCCUCAUCUUGUCAAAGGUAAGGUCCAUCUCCUGGCGCCAUGGGUCCCGCCGAGUCAGCUUGAAGCUAUCUCCCACCCUACGGCAUCGGCGCCUCCUGCCCACCCUCUUCCGCGUAGCCAACGGUUCCUUCGUGUACUACCAACGCCAUUCUUGAAGGCGGCAAAUUCUUCAUUCAUGACAGCGACCUCGGCGUCUCUGAAGCCCGCAAGCAAGCGGAGUACUGCCAAAGCACAAGUCAAGUCUCCGCCUCCACGGCGAGCACCAGAACCAGCGACCUCUCCGCAGCGGCCCAUGAGUCAUGAUCGACCUGAAUACAACCGGCGCGAGUCGAUGAUGAUGAUGAUGGACCAGUUCAUGCCAGAAAUCAAUCCUUUGGAGAAUUUCCCAAUACCAGUCAAGGAAGAGCAAGAACAUGACGAUUCGCUCAAACGGGGCUCGUUGUUUCUGUCGGCGACAGCUUCGCCGAUGGAUCCUGGGCUGGCAUAUGCAAACAUUGGACUGAGCGCGGCUGAGCACGCAGACAGGGAGCGCCAAGUAGAGUACACCAGCCGUUUGACACGGCGUACGUGGGAGUUGGCGACGCGAGACAGUAAUCCUGCGACAGACUUGGUUGUGUGCUUGGAGCGCAGUCGAGACGUUGGUUUUCGAUAUACCGAUGUAGGGCGCGAGGUUGUCAUCCACCAUGGUUCAGAAGACAAGCGCGUGCCUCUUGCCAACGUGAAGUGGCUGGCCGAGCAGAUGAACCGACGCGCCCUCGGGCUGAAUCUCGGCAUGGACGCGCGCGAGAGCAAAGAGAGUUGGGCGGAUGCAGCAGGCAAGGGUGGCUGCGAAGUUCGCGUGCUGCAAGGCGAAGGUCAUGGAUUGAUGGCCAGCCCGUUGAUUAUGGGCGAUGUGCUCGAGGAGAUUGCAGGCUACUGGCUUGGAGCAGAUAAGGGAAGGUUGUGA
Messenger RNA from Fulvia fulva, 3300 nucleotides. RefSeq lists its product as uncharacterized. The record is from RefSeq and is a predicted model, not a curated record. Bases 1 to 3300 code for a protein of 1099 amino acids. The transcript has a single exon. NCBI's taxonomy places the organism in Eukaryota, Fungi, Ascomycota, Dothideomycetes, Mycosphaerellales, Mycosphaerellaceae.